Arabidopsis arenosa is the source of this 1615-nucleotide messenger RNA. NCBI's taxonomy places the organism in Eukaryota, Viridiplantae, Streptophyta, Magnoliopsida, Brassicales, Brassicaceae. The record is from the annotation of a GenBank genome assembly.
GCAAUCUUUGAAACCCUAACUCCUGAAUCGAAGCAGAUCCUGAUCGAAUCGAAGGUGUUGUUGCUCCUGCAUCGAAUGAUAGUAAAUUCGGAACCCUAAUUAACAAUGGGUGGUACGGACGCGAAAGAUAUUCUCGGGUUGCCGAAGACUCCACUGUCUUUAACUCAGGAGAAGAAAUCUCGACCCCAGAAAGAGUCCCAUCGAAAACCCGAUGGCAUUUCUCGCGAGGUUUAUGCGCUUACCGGCGGCGUUGCACCUCUUAUGCCUUCAAUUGAUUUGAAGCGACGUCCUCCUGCAGAUGAGAAGGUUGCUUGGAAAUGGCUUUCCUUCACAAAUUCUGCUAGGAAAGAUGAUUUGCAGCUUUACCAUUGGGUUAGAGUGGUUAAUGAUGUUCCACCAACAGGUGACUAUUCCUUUGCCAAAUAUAACAAGUCAGUUGAUAUUUUGAAAUACACAGACGAGGAGUAUGAGAAUCAUUUAACGGAUCCUGUGUGGACCAAGGAAGAGACAGAUCAGUUGUUUGAAUUCUGUCAAAAUUUUGAUCUCCGCUUUGUUGUAAUAGCUGAUCGAUUUCCGGUAUCACGGACUGUGGAGGAAUUGAAGGAUCGUUACUACAGUGUAAACCGGGCCCUGCUGCGUGCUAGAGCUCAGUCUCCAGCAGAUGUUGCAAACCAUCCUCUCAUGAAGGAACCUUAUGAUAUUACACGCGAUAGAGAGCGCAAGCGGGCAUUGUCCAUGGUCCUGUCCCAGAGUAGACAUCAGGAGAAGAAAGAUGCUGAGAUACUUGCUGAGGCUAAAAGAAUCACAGAGAUGCGAUUGGCAGCACGUCGUGCAGAAGAACCUGAUGUGUCUGCAAAUGAGAACGCCGGUCUUGAUAAAGCUGAUGGGGUAGUUCCAGGGCGUAGUGUAUCUCCAACAUCCAAUUCUCAACUUCCUGCUACUGCCGUGGCUCCAUCAACACUAACUAUGGCAGAUUAUGCCUCUACCCUUGCUUCUCUCCGCAUGCUCCAUGUAUACUUGAGAACCUAUGGACUUGAACAAAUGGUCCAAGCUGCAAGCUCUGCUGUUGGUCUUCGAACGAUCAAGCGUGUUGAGCAGACUCUGCAAGAUCUCGGGGUUAAUUUAAAGCCAAAGGUUCCUACAAAAACUGUAUGUGAUGAGCAUCUUGAGUUACGAAAAGAAAUAUUAACACUACUGAAUCUUCAGAAGCAGCUGCAAUAUAAGGAAUCAGAAGGUUCAUCACAUCGUGAAGGGUCAUAUGCUGCAAUGCCAGACACUCCAAAAGAUCGUGUUUUCGCAUCGGACCCAUUCAGUUUUGGAGCUGAAAGACCAAUCAAGAAGGACCAAAAACGCAAGGGUCCUGGAAGACAAGCAGAUACUCCUUCACCAGCUCAUAAGCGUCCGAGAAAGUUGAAAGCCUCUGAUCUCUAAAAUCUCUCUACUCGGACUCAGCAAUUUUAAUGUGUGUGUAUAUACCAUUUCCGGGUGAUUCCAAACACUGCACUGUUUUCAGUUGUUGAACCUUUUCAUUGGUGGUUUUUUGAGUCUUUACACCGGUUCUUCAACUCAUUUACAGUACGAUCAUCAUGUCGAAAAAUGAAGCUAGUGAAUCACU